Angiostrongylus costaricensis is the source of this 903-nucleotide messenger RNA. The record is from the annotation of a GenBank genome assembly. NCBI's taxonomy places the organism in Eukaryota, Metazoa, Nematoda, Chromadorea, Rhabditida, Metastrongylidae.
AUGCUGGUGCGACAUUGUGACUACAAAAUGACGUCUGCACUUAGAGUCAAGAGUUUCUUAUUUAUUCUUUCGUUUAAGCGCUUCGGCGCGCUCACUACGGGUCUCACUGUCGCUGGAGGUGCUUUAAUUUAUUCGCUGGAGAAUUCGGUUCAUGCGAGCAACGAUGUUGUACAUCCAUAUCAUUUACCGUGGCCGCAUCGUGGGACCUUUUCUUCGUUCGAUAUUGCUUCAGUUCGGCGUGGAUACGAGGUUUAUAAGCAAGUAUGUGCGGCAUGUCAUUCAAUGAAAUACAUUUACUACAGACAUUUCGUCAACACUAUUAUGACUGAAGAGGAAGCGAAGGCUGAAGCUGCGGACGCGUUGAUCUCAGAUGUUGACGACAAAGGAGCGCCGAUUAAGCGACCUGGAAUCCUUACGGACAAGUUGCCAAAUCCUUAUCCCAACAAGAAAGCUGCUGCUGCCGCUAACAAUGGAGCUGCACCACCCGAUUUAUCACUCAUGGCGCUAGCUAGACACGGAGGUGACGACUACAUAUUCUCAUUGCUGACAGGCUACUUUGAGGCUCCCGCCGGCAUUAAGAUUGACGAAGGUAAAGCAUACAAUCCAUACUUUCCUGGUGGAGUAAUUUCGAUGCCUCAGCAACUGUUCGACGAAGGAAUCGAGUACAAAGAUGGGACACCAGCCACUCAGUCACAACAAGCAAAAGACAUUGCAACGUUCAUGCACUGGUGUGCGGAACCAUACCAUGAUACUAGAAAAAGAUGGGCAUUAAAGAUCAUUGCACUGUCUCCAUUCGUGGGAGCCGUUCUGAUUUAUGGCAAGCGAUAUAUUUGGACAUUCAAGAAAUCCCAGAAGUUUAUUUGGACAACGGUUAAAGGACGAGAGCCUCCAACAAGUUCGUGA